AUGCAGGUCCGAACGGUCCUUGAAGUGAAAGUUUUGGAUGUGCAGAAGAGGCGGAAUCCCUCUAAACAUUACGUGUACCUCAUCAAUGUCACAUACUCUGACUCCUCCUCUCAUGUCAUCUACAGGAGAUACAGCAAAUUCUUUGAUCUCCAGAUGCAGAUCCUGGACAAGUUCCCAGUGGAGGGAGGGCAGAAGGACCCCAAAAAGAGAAUAAUUCCCUUCUUACCAGGUAAACUCUUAUUUCGGCGAAGUCAAGUCAGAGACGUGGCUGUGAAAAGGUUGAAGCAUCUUAAUGACUACUGCAGAGCUGUGAUGAGGCUCCCUAACCAGAUCUCCCAGAGUGAGGAGGUGCUGAGGUUCUUUGAAACCAAGGCUGAGGACAUCAACCCUCCUAAAGAGGACUAUGGGGGAUCCACCAAACGCAAAUCAGGUUUGGAUGGUGCCGAUCCUAUGCUACUGGAGCAGUACAUGGUGGUGGCCAACUAUGAGAAGCAGGAGCCGGCGGAAAUCAGCCUGCAGGCCGGCAAAGUGGUAGACGUCAUCGAUAAGAGCGAGAGUGGCUGGUGGUUUGUCAGUACAGCGGAGGAGCAGGGCUGGGUCCCUGCCACAUACCUGAAUACCCACAGCAACACACAAGAUGACCUGGAGCUGGGAGCCUCCAAGUCCAGGGAAGUCACUAAGCACCGUAAGGCCCAUCUGAAGAGGCUGGACCGGAGAUGGACCCUGGGGGGAAUGGUCAGCAGGCAGCAGAGCCGAGAGGAGAAGUAUAUGACGGUGCAGCCAUACACCAGCGAGGGAAAGGAUGAGAUCGCCUUUGAGAAAGGAGUCAUCGUGGAGGUCAUCCAAAAGAACCUGGAGGGCUGGUGGUUCAUCAGGUACCAGGAUAAGGAGGGCUGGGCCCCGGCCUCCUACCUGAAGAAGGUGAUGGAGGACUUCUCUCCCCGUAGUAGUAAUAAGAAGACCCCCUUGACUGGCCCGGUGGAGAUAAUCAGCAACAUCAUGGAGAUCAGCAACCUGCUGAACAAGAAGGCCCUGAGUGAGAAGGACGUGCAGACAGACGGCCAGCCAGAGGACAACCCCCUAACCACCCCCUCCCUGGUCAAGAGGCAGAUCAGCCUGCCCAUACCCUGCUCUAGCUCAGACUUCAGCCCUGGUGCCGCACUGGUGGAUGUUAAGGGCAAAGUAGAACCAGCCUCUCCAGUCAUAGCCCGCAUCGCUCCUCACAGAAUAGAGAUCGGCUCCCCAAUCCUCAGACAAAAGCCACCUCCUCGCAGAGAUGCAACUCUGGGAUUCAAUUUACCCUCGCCACCAGAGCCCCCUACUGUUGAAGCAGAGUACUACACCAUUGCAGAGUUCCAGUCCGUCAUUUCAGAUGGCAUCAGUUUUAAUGGAGGGCAGAAAGCAGAUGUGAUCGAGAAGAACUCUGGUGGCUGGUGGUAUAUCCAGAUUGGUGAGAAAGAGGGCUGGGCUCCCUGCUCCUACAUCGACAAACGAAAGAAGCCCAACCUAAACCGCAGGACCAGCACUCUGAGCCGGCCUAAAGUCCCGCCCCCAGCCCCGCCCGUCAAGAAGCAGGACUUUGUGGAGACUGUCCCUACCAGCAGUCCUGGUUCCGAGGCUCCAGAGUCCCCUGCAUCUCCCGGAAGGCCUGUGUACGAGGAGCCAGAAUAUGACAUUCCUGCCAUUGGGUUUGAUCUGGAGUCAGAGUUUGAGUUCCUCAGGACAGAAGGGUCCUCAGUGGAUGGGAAGAAUGAGGAUAGCUCCUCAGAGAAGGGCUCUCACCUUUCCUCCAAGCCAUCUCCAGCCUCAUCUCUCCAUAGUGCCUCCUUCAAGAUGGGCGAGUCGUCUGAGGACGUGGGGCAGGAAGAGGAGGAGCCUGAGGGAGAGGAGUGUAUCUAUGAGAAUAACUGCUUCAUGCCUUUCAGAGAGAUGCCUUAUACACAAUCCAGUGUCGACUCAGACUCCCUGAAGAUUAGUGCCCCGUUGGAGACUAGCAAGGCUGAAAACUCUCACUCGAUGUUUGGGGCAAGGAGAAAAGGGAAGACGAUCCAGCUGAACGGCAGCCAGUCCCUGUCUCAAACCAAAGCAGAGGCCGGGGCAUCCAGCUCCAAACCUGCCUCUACAGAGUCCAACCCAGAUCUCUCCAAGCAGUCCAGGCCCAAGAAGGACAACGAUGAGCACAAGAUGGGCUCCACCAAGUCCUCCACCAAACCUAAGCCAUUGGUCAGGCCUAAGCCCCAGCUGGCCAAGGCCUCCAGUGCAGAGAAAAUGGACAUUGGCAGCCUCCGGAGACAACUUAGGCCUACAGGCCAGCUGAAGAAGGGCUCCAGAGGAGAAGACUUUGAAACAGCCUCUGUCAUCUCCUCUGAGGACUCUGUGUCCUCCCACAGCACCUCCGACAUCUCCUCCAUCUAUUCUAAAGGCAGCCGGGGAGACUCAGACGAGGGCUACAGUCUCUACCGCACCACAGAGGCCUAUGAGAAGGUCCAGGACUCAGAGAUGAGCUUCCCUCCCGGGGUGGAAGUGGAGGUGCUGGAGAAGCAGGAGAGCGGCUGGUGGUAUGUCCGCUUGGGCGACACUGAGGGCUGGGCUCCAACCUACUACCUGGAGCCUGUCAGGCAGCUGGACGACAAAGCUGGGUCAGAGUCCGAUGGCACCCCUACCAAACUGGGCAGCCUGAGCAAGUCCAACAGCCUGGAGAAGAAUGAGCAGAGGGUCCAGGCCCUGAACAACAUCAACCAGAGCCUAAAGAGGAGCAUACCGCCCAUCCCCUCCAAGCCCUUUGGCCUGUUCAAUGGCUCGCAGAAGAAUGUUAUGAAACAGCAGCAGGUGGUCAGGCCUCAGUCUGUCUUCAUCUCCAAGCCGAUCAUCGACGGGCCAAACCCAGUAGGCUCCCUUAGGAGGGGUGAGUCACUCAACUCCACUGACCACCCACGCUCUAGUCCCACCGUGCGCCGCAACGCUUCCUUUGGUACUACCCCGCGGUGCCCAGCGCCGAACGGUAACAUGGCAAACCGGAACAGACCCAGCAUGGGAAGCUCCGAAUCACUGGGCCGGGGGUCUCAGAGGAAAGGUCUACCUAUUUCCACGGUGAAACCCAAAACCCACCUCAUCCACAACAACCUCCGUGAGGUGUAUGUCUCCAUAGCGGAUUACCAUGGUGAUGAGGAGACCAUGGGGUUCCCUGAAGGAACGACUCUGGAGGUUCUGGAGAGGAACCCUAAUGGGUGGUGGUACUGCCAGAUCCUGGAUGGAGGUCGACCUCGAAAAGGCUGGGUCCCCUCAAAUUACCUGGAAAGGAAGAGCUAGUGACACACUAAUAUUCAGUGGAUGUGCAAUCAGGUCAGAGACCAUGGAAGACAGUGGAAAUGGAAAUGGAAAGACACUGAUUUUUUACGAUGGAAAGAUGGAAAUCAGAAGAGACAAUAUACAGUAUCAUUGAAGUGGUAUACUUUGUGUUUCCUAAACUGAGGGUGGUGACCAAUCCUGCAUAUAAUUACUUGACAUUUUAUUAUUGUAAUCUGAAGUGACAAAGAAAGUACUUCAAAGUAUAAUCUUUUGACAGGAUUUUAUCUAUUCACAGACAGCCGGGGGUUGGAACAAAUACCUUUGGCAUUAAAAUCAGCAAAAGGUCAAUCACAUAUUUAACAAAAUCAUUAAACAAAAGUGGUUGAUUUGAUGAAAUGUGCUUUUUAAUCCAAAAUGGAAGAAUAAUGGGUUUUGGACACUAGUGGAGGAGCUUUGGACAGCUUUGGCUGAUCAAGGUGAGUUUUUGUGAUAUGAUAACAUUAAUUAAGGAUCUCCAAUUGGCUAAACAUUAUUCACUUCAAAUGAUAUUUGAUCAUACAAUUGUUUUAAUGUUUUUUUAUGAUUUCUUUAAAGGUCCAA
This is a messenger RNA of Salvelinus namaycush (lake trout), 3888 nucleotides long. Its product is annotated as SH3 and PX domain-containing protein 2A-like. Gene Ontology annotation, molecular function: protein binding; phosphatidylinositol binding; superoxide-generating NADPH oxidase activator activity. The transcript is spliced from 14 exons. The record is from RefSeq and is a predicted model, not a curated record. NCBI's taxonomy places the organism in Eukaryota, Metazoa, Chordata, Actinopteri, Salmoniformes, Salmonidae. Bases 1 to 3309 code for a protein of 1102 amino acids. Gene Ontology annotation, biological process: superoxide anion generation.